AUGAGUCAUUUUCCAAAUCAAUCUUACUACGGCCAGUAUUACUUUAAUCCGCAAUGGAUCCCGGCUGCAGGCGGAAGUCAGCCAUCAGUUGUCUAUAACAAUGUUGUUAAUUUUACUGUGGGUCCUGAUGGCACACACUAUUUUCAUCAGACAUACAGCGGCCAGUUCGUUGCACCACAAGGCCCAACAGUUGAUAUGAAAAUGGUAAGAUAAAAGAUUCCACCACAACAAUCAACUCGCGCUAUGAGGCUAUAUUCACCUUUUCGUGCCCGCACGAAAAACCCUCCGCUUUAGAGAUCCGCGAGGCGCAGCUAAACUCCGUUACAGAAAUUGCGUCGAAAUCACCGUUCUUUUCUGUGAUCAGAAGCGCUAUCCUUUUCGUGCGGCGCAAAACUUAUCACGUAUCAGUAGUGAGAACAUAAACUGAGUGACACUAAACGGACAACAAUCAGGGGCACCCAACGACUGUUUUCUAUAAAAUAUCUGCUCGGAGAAGCAAAAAUUGCCUGGAAUUUUCUAUGGGAGGAAGGCUAAAAAUUUCUAGAUGACCGUUCCAUUCAAGUACUAUUUUCGGUGCUUAUCUAAUUAAUUCCCUUGGAUUUUCUAAAGUUUAAUUUUUCUCAUUUCACUCCCCAGGUUAAGCUAUUUUUGUAGUCAGACAAAGGGAGGAAAGAGAGAUCAGAAAAAUUCUUACUUUCGUAAAACUUUAAAUUGCAUCUAAAAUUUUUGGCGGUAAAAUAAUACUGAAGCCCGUGUAAUUUCGAGAAGACUCAAGUUGUCCUAGGAUGACCGAACAGAUACCAAUCUUAUAGCACCGCUUAAAAUGCAUUUCUAGAAAUCAAAAAGUACUCUGGAUAGCUUUAAAAGUGUUUUCAAUGCAUUUGGGGGGAAACCGUCGUUGGGUGCCCCUGAACAAGUCUUGCACUUGCAAAAUCUGUGACAGUAUACAAACAGCGAGAUUUGAAAUUGUUUGUCACAAUUGAAAACCAGGGUUUUGAAGUGUUUUCGAAACUAAUUUCGAUUUCUCUCCUCAUAAGCAGUACCCCUACAGAGAACAUGUUCACGAAGCGAUCAGGUUGACUGUGCUUCCAUAUGAAAUCCAUAAUAACGAUACCUGAUUGGUUAAAAUCCAAAUUAGAGAGAGGUGCCCGGCCUCGAAAAUAACUUUUCUCAGCCCUGCGCCUAAAAGGAGGGUCCGAGUCAAACCUUCCAUCCCCCCACCCCGGAUCGUCUUUAUACGCUAUUGAUUGAUUUAGACAAAGUUCAGUCUAUACAGGAUAGCAUUUCGUGCCGACGUAUCGGCACGAAAACCUAUCCGGUAUAGUCUGAACAAGCGAACAGCAACGGCCCGGGACUGGAGCAAGCGUUCACACACAUCGAACAUCGUGAAGAAGCGGUUGAUUCACGAAAUUCCAGUCCUUACUCCUAAAUAUCUACUUCAGACACAGUGGUUUCUAUUUCUCGCUCCGACUUAUUCACUUCCGUUACGGAUCGAAUACCUAUUCUCAAUACACAAAGUAAGUCUUGUAGAUCGGCGCGGCGCAGCCUCAGCUUCGCUCCGUCACAGAAAUCGCGUCGAAAUCACGGUUCUUGUGUGUAAACAAAAGCCCCAUCCGGUAUGAUUUUCCUGCCGGCGCAAAAGCUAUCCGGUAUAGGGUGAACAUAGCAUUAAUGAUUAUUUGUUUCUGGAUGCUUUAACUGACAACAUUUUCUUCUAUACAACUGGUGAACAAAGACCAUUGCACCACCGUCUUAUGACGAAGCAGUUAAACACGAAACAGAAAAAGCCUCUGGAUCCGCUGGUACCUCAGAACUUGGAGAAAAACGACAGAAGGGAAAAACUGAGAAUGAGGUAAGAGCAGCAAAUGAUAAAGUGCAAGACUGGGGGGACAAAUAUUCAUCUGAUGAAGAUAUGUGGGCCACUGAAGACGAAGAUUAUGAAGGCAACGAGUCGGACAGCUCUUCACAAGAGGAGUAUUACAGAAGCCGCCCGGUAAGUGACAGCUAUACAUUACAAUAUCCUAAAUAAACCAUAUUAAAGGUUUUCCAGAGCAUUAAACUGGGCAGAUCCGACGACGCAACGGCAACGAGAACGUCAGAAAAAAAACAAACAAACAAACAAACAAACAGGCAAAACAACCACUUUGCACGGCACGUGCAGUGCACCUUUUUGUACAUUUCUUUGCCGUUUUUGCACUACUUUGACAGGCAGCUUAAGCAACAACGACGGCGACGGCAACGAGAACGGCAAAAAAGCAAUUGGUUUAGAUAAGCGAAACAACAACUUUGCACGUGCAUCACGCUUUUUUGUACAUUUCUUUGCCGUCACUGCAUGACCAUAUGACGUGAAAUGCCUAAGAAGGACGUAAACGAGCGACGACGAAUUUUUCUUUCUCUUUUUAAACUUGAGUUCGGUUCCCAAGAAAUCAACUCCAGGGAAAUACACCUACAUUUGACAUUUUCGGUGAAUUUGAAUAAACGCGACAAAGUUUGAAAAAACGCGAAUUCAUUUGAAAGAGACGUUUUCGCUGCCGUCGCCGUCGUCGAUGCUUAAGCUCUCUAUUUCAAACACGAAAACGGAUAUUCACACAAAAUAUGCGUUUGUCAGUGCGUGAACAGAGACCGGUUGCGAGGGUAGACUGCGAGCAGUCUCUCCUUUUCUUCAGAUUUAGUGAGAGCAAUGCACGCGCGCGGUAGCGGCGAAGCCGCGAGACGCGCGAAAUGUCUCGCGUUUUGCUCGACGGAGUACAGAAAAAAGAGAGACUGCUCGUAGUCUAAACGAGGGAGCACACUACAGAUGUUGCUGACCACAAACAGAUGACGCAAAAAUGGUUUUGAGCAAGUUCAACACUAGAACAUCCAUAGUGUACUGAGCCACAUCAAAUGAAAAAUACAGUGGAAAAGCAUCAUGCUUCCGGCAAACGGCUACUUACCAUAAGUCGUUUGUCUUCGGUUAAACUGAUCGCCUAAUGGACCAGAAACAUUUCGCUCCAUACCAUCGAGACCAUCUGGCCGGUAUGACGGAGGUGAAAGCUUUCUGUAAUCUGAGAUCGCUUAACGCACUUUUAUCAAAUCUCUGUAAAACAAUAUAACCUCUUUGCGAUGGAAAACGCGAAACGCAAAAAAAGGCGCGAAAAAAAACGAUAACAUGUCUUGCUUGAUUCGAAAUUCUUCACUUUAGAGAGUUUACACGAGGACAAGACGUCGCCGAGUUCACUACAGAAGAGGGAAUUCUCCAAGACCUCAGCGGAGAGAAGCGGAUGCACGUUCAACGAUCGUGUCUAUGGUACCAAGGGACUUUCAGGGUUUUUUCUUAAACAACUGAAUUGCAAUUCAUUGAGACCGAUAUUCGCGGCGAACUUUCAGCUUUCUGUUGAUGAAGUUGGCAGGACAAAGGAGUAG
Molecule: messenger RNA, 3402 nt
Organism: Porites evermanni
Lineage: Eukaryota; Metazoa; Cnidaria; Anthozoa; Scleractinia; Poritidae
Source: the annotation of a GenBank genome assembly